Messenger RNA from Phytophthora sojae, 3036 nucleotides. RefSeq lists its product as hypothetical. The coding region runs from base 1 to 3036 and encodes 1011 amino acids. NCBI's taxonomy places the organism in Eukaryota, Oomycota, Peronosporomycetes, Peronosporales, Peronosporaceae. The transcript has a single exon. Gene Ontology annotation, molecular function: lipid binding. The record is from RefSeq and is a predicted model, not a curated record.
AUGAAGAUGGAGGUUGAGGACGACGGCGCCUCGCGGCCCGCGGGCAUGAUCCCGGACAUCCUGCUGGACGGGGACCGCCUCAACAUGCUGCUGGACAUCGUGUGCGCCGACUACAUCACGGCGUGCUACGCCAGCCGCGAGAACGGCAAGCGCGUGGUGUUCAAGGCGCUGGAGAAGCUCUACAUCAGCGUGCACGCGGGCGCCCCCCUCACUGGCGCGGACACGCGCGCGCUGCGGCCCGCGCAGGACCCGCUCUUCCAGGAGCGCGCGCGCCGGUUCUACGACGAGCUGAUGGCGGAGUUUCGCACGCGGAAGCGCGCUGCAGAGGCCGCGCCGGACGCCAACACGCCGUCCGCGUCGUCCUCGACGAGAGGCCUCGACGACAGCGUCGUGCGGGAGGUCAUGAAGCCCCGACUGCUGCAGAUAGUCGAGGAAAUGUGUCGCGAGCGCGACCGCCAGUUGGUCUUUAUUGCGGGCGCGGGCUCUUCUUCUUCUGGUUCUUCUUCGGCUCGAGCGGCUGCAGCUCCAGUCUCCACUGCAGAUACAGCAGCAGGGGAAGCACAUCAUGAGGAGGUGCUGCCCCCCACUGCCGGGGAUAUCAGGAUGGAGGGAUGGCUGCGCAAGAAGGGCCAGCACGUGAAUCUGUGGCGAGAGCGGUACUUCAUGAUCCGCUCGACGCCCAAUGGCACGCACUUCUUGUGCUACUUUAGGAAGAAAGGGGACAAGGAGCCGCGUGGCUGGUACGUGCUGGGUCCCGGCACGACGGUGGACGAAGUGAGGGAGUCGCCCAGUAAGAUUGAGACCAAGAAACUCUUCACGUUCCGCAUCCGCCACCUGAACCACGCGACGAAUGACGACGUGGAGGAGAGUGGAGCUGGAGUGGAGAUGACGCCCGGGACGACGCCUUCGCGGCUUGGAAGCGAGUUCCAGUCGUCCUCCCCGUUGGACGCGACGGCGCUCUCACACGACACGGAGUUUGAUGGAAGACCGAGCGUCAAGCGCGCGACGUCGCGGAAGUUUCGGAACCGCGCGGCGGCGGCCGCUGCUGCCGCCACAGCCGCUACCGCCGUGGUGUUGACUGGUGGUCUGGCUGGUGUUGGCAUCGGUGUCAUGGGUAUGAGCAUGAGUGCUGCAGCUGCUGCAAGCGCUGGGGCAGCAGGAGCUAUGAUCGCCCAGAGCCGCAGCAAGGGACCUAUUGCACUUGCUGCUGAGUCGUUGGAGACUGCUGUCUGGUGGCGCAAUAGCAUUCUUGAGUGCAUCGCGCAAGCGGAGGAGCAGUGGAAGCGAUACCUCAACUGGUAUAUGGACCACGACCCCGAGAUGGAAGAAGCGCUUACACCGUUGCCUGAAAGCAAGAUGCACGCGACGACAGCGUCGGCAAGCACUGUUCCGAGAGGACGGACGCACUCACAGCAUUCCUUGGGGAAGUCAAACUCGAGUGGAGCUCUUCAUCCAGGCAAUCGGCAACGCUCUGGUUCAUUCGGAUCGAUGCCACGCUCCAUUGCGAAAAGCUUCCGCACGUCGGCGACAUUCUCACAGGAGACGUCCUGGAAACUCUACGAGUUCUCAAACAAACUACGCGUUGAUACUGAGCGCGUGAGUCACCAGAGCAGCCUACGGACGUCUGCACCGCCUCCUGCCCUGAGAACGAGCCUCAAGGUGAACGCAUCGCCGCGGAAAGUAUUCGAGAUGCUCAUGAAGGUGAACAGCCCGUUCUACGUUUCCAACCACGUGAUCGACGAGGCGCGCGUACUGGAAGAGCACACGGAGGAUCACAGCGACGUGGUUUACUGGAAGCUGUUCCCAACAUUUUUGUGGCCAGUAUCUGUGGGCGCUCGAGAGCUGUGCAUGCUACGCUAUUGGCGUAUGGAGCCCGAUGGCUCGUAUUUUAUUUGCUUCCAGUCCACAACACACUCAGAUUGCCCGCGCAACUCUGGGGCUGUGCGUGCGAACAUCAUGGGCGGCGGGUUUAUCAUAUCCCCUCGUGUUCAAGAAGACCACGACAAUCACUUCGAAGAGUGCUGGGUGACGUUGACAAUCCAGAUGAACCCCAACGGCUGGAUCGAUUCGAGACUGGCGCGUUCGUGGUACUACGUCCACGCGUACGGUGUAUUCUUUCUCGAGAUGAUCACGGCAAUUACAGCCGCUGAUGGACUGCAAACUUUGCGCCCGGUGACCGCGACCUCCAACCAACGACGAGUAAGUCUCGGUGGAAAAUCGCCCGUUCCAAGCCAGCAAAUUGUCACCGAGAAGAAGUUUCCGAUGCUCGAGAGGUACCGCACCGACCUCACGGUGCUGCACGGGCUGCCGACCAAGUUCUGGAGUGAGCCGAGCGCUGGAGGGUUUAUGGUCCGGGGUCCUCAAUAUUUAACUUCCAAGACAAAGGUGCCGUCGGCUCGUCAGGCUUGUCGUCUCGUGAACGUGGAGCUGUACAAGUCGAGCGAGCCUAUCGCGCACAUCGGCGUAUCUUCUUUCGUGGGUGAUGGCUUCGAUGCCACGGACGUGCCAAGCCCAGCCGUGGAGGACCGGCCAUUCAUCUUCAUCAUCAACUUCAUGUUGCCAGGCCCACCGCACCACUCGCUCGUGCUUUAUUUCACCCCCGAAGACCCGUCGGAGCUCCAAAAGAACUCGGUCUUUGCUGAUCUAUGCCACGAAGUGCUACGAGGCCCCAACGACGAGUUCCGUACGCAGCGCAUCAAGCUCAUCCCGCGUGUGGUGCAAGGCACGUGGCCUAUUCGCGAAGGUGUUGGCACCACACCGGCCAUCCUCGGCACCAAGAUCUACCAGAAAUACUACCAGGGCAAGAACUACCUGGAGGUGGACUACGACAUCGGCAGCAGUACCGUGGCCACGGGCAUCCUGAACCUGCUGCUCGGCUACGCCCGCGACCUCAUCAUCGACCUGGCGUUCGUGAUCGAGGCUCAAAGUGCCAUGGAGCUGCCCGAGCGUGUUCUGGGCACGGUGCGUCUGGACUGCAUUGAUCUCCGCCAUGCCGUGCCCUACACCAAGAAAAUGGGCAUGGACAAGAAGAAGUAA